Messenger RNA from Corvus hawaiiensis (hawaiian crow), 1018 nucleotides. RefSeq names its product heat shock factor protein 2-like. Gene Ontology annotation, molecular function: DNA-binding transcription factor activity; sequence-specific DNA binding. The record is from RefSeq and is a predicted model, not a curated record. NCBI's taxonomy places the organism in Eukaryota, Metazoa, Chordata, Aves, Passeriformes, Corvidae. Gene Ontology annotation, biological process: regulation of DNA-templated transcription.
AUGGGCAGAGCGGGAGCAGCUUCCACGUCUUCGACCAGGGCCAGUUCGCCAAGGAGGUGCUUGCCCAAGUACUUCAAACACAACAACAUGGCCAGCUUCGUCCGGCAGCUGAACAUGUACGGCUUCCGGAAGGUGGUGCACAUCGAGCAGGGCGGGCUGGUGAAGCCGGAGAAGGACGACACGGAAUUCCAGCAUCCCUUCUUCCUGCGGGGCCAGGAGCAGCUCCUGGAGAACAUCAAGAGGAAAGUCACCCACUCCAGCGUGUCGGGGCUGAAGGGGGACGAGGUGCGCGUGCGGCAGGACAGCGUGGCGCGGCUGCUCCCGAAAAAUCCCCCAAAAAUCCUAACAAAAAAUCCGAAAAAAAUCCUAAAAAAUCCCAAAAAAUUCCCCAAAAAUUCCCCCAAAUUCCCGGAAUUCUGGGAUGUGCAGGUGUCGGGGCUGAAGGGGGACGAGGUGCGCGUGCGGCAGGACAGCGUGGCGCGGCUGCUCCCGAAAAAUCCCCCAAAAAUCCUAACAAAAAAUCCGAAAAAAAUCCUAAAAAAUCCCAAAAAAUUCCCCAAAAAUUCCCCCAAAUUCCCGGAAUUCUGGGACGUGCAGGUGUCGGGGCUGAAGGGGGACGAGGUGCGCGUGCGGCAGGACAGCGUGGCGCGGCUGCUCCCGAAAAAUCCCCCAAAAAUCCUAACAAAAAAUCCUAAAAAAUCCCAAAAAAUUCUAAAAAAUUCCCCAAAAAUUCCCCCAAAUUCCCGGAAUUCUGGGAUGUGCAGGUGUCGGGGCUGAAGGGGGACGAGGUGCGCGUGCGGCAGGACAGCGUGGCGCGGCUGCUCCCGAAAAAUCCCCCAAAAAUCCUAAAAAAAAAAUCCAAAAAAAAUCCUAAAAAAUCCCAAAAAAUUCCCCAAAAAUUCCCCCAAAUUCCCGGAAUUCUGGGAUGUGCAGGUGUCGGGGCUGAAGGGGGACGAGGUGCGCGUGCGGCAGGACAGCGUGGCGCGGCUGCUCCCGAAAAAUCCCCCAAAAAUCCUAA